Messenger RNA from Lymnaea stagnalis (great pond snail), 12932 nucleotides. NCBI's taxonomy places the organism in Eukaryota, Metazoa, Mollusca, Gastropoda, Lymnaeidae. The record is from the annotation of a GenBank genome assembly.
AGUGUAGAAACAAAAUGGCGACCUUUUGGGAUAGAUUUCAUAAUUUUAUUUGGAAUGAGCACUUUUGGCUGGGUGAUGACGCACGUUGGGAGGAUUUUAUAAGUUCUGAUCCUUCAGUAUACUAUCCAAAAAUAAGUCACAUGAAUUGGUCUAUUAUUGUUGGUAUUGCAUUAAUGUUAGUGAGGCUUAUCUAUGAAAGGUAAAUUGUAAAUUAUUAUGGCUAAGUUAGACUAAGUUCUUAGUCUUAGUAAUUUAAUUAGUAUUAAUACUAUUAUUAGAUUGUUAUUUUAUUAUUAUAUUGUCUACAUUGUAAUGUAGUAUUAAUGGUAAAAGUGCAGUUCAGUUGCGUAUAUUAUUUCUUAGCGCAUUUCAUAUUUUAAAUUUUUUUUUAUCAUGUAAACUUAGUGUAUUCUUUUAUAAUUAAAUCCAGGCAGUUAUAGUUAACUAUUUCUGGAUUAUAAAUCACAUCUUUUCUUUUUAUUUUACUUCUAAAGAGUCUUUAAACAUCCCCCAACCAAAGUGACAGGGCCCCCAUUUGUUUGUAUUUUUCUUUUUACGCUAUGCCAGAUUUUUAGCCACCUAUAAGUUAGUAAUGCUAAACGAAAUUUUCAAACUAAGCAUAUUCACAAAAAAGAAUGAAAAACUAGAUUCUUCAUUACGCACAACCGCCCCCCCCCCUACCCCAACUUUCUUUUUUUCCCCUCUCAGAGAGCUUGGAAUAUAGGGGUUGUCCUUUGAAGUCGAGUCGGGGAAAGGGGGGGGGGAGAUUAGAAGUGGAUCACUGACUAAGCAGUGGACACACACGUCAUCAUUGUCCUGGACCUGGUGUGAAGCUGAUCACCCUGAAGGCUGCUAAUACGCUGUCUGUGAUUGGUCAGCUCUAAUUUGAGCACCCCUCCUCUUUUUUCGUAUGCAAAUGCGCUUAUUACUGGUGACUGAUUUGCGCUGAGUAAAGUGAGGGCUAGUGAUUAUUUUUUUUAUAUUAUAAGACGGACUCGUUUUGGCUUUGCGGUAUUGCUGGUUGUAGGAUCAUUUUGUUUAAAAUUGCAGGACGACCAAGAAACAAUAACUAAAAUUGUUGAUGCAACUGGCAUUUUUAAUGGUGCAGCAUUUGGUUUAUACGCGCACCUUGUGGGGCAACAAAUAACGUUAAUACAACUGGAAUUUCUCCUAAGGCGCUCGUAACAAUUGCAAUGUGGCUUGUAAGCUGGGUUCGUAUGUCAAGUAUGUGAGCUCCCCAUAAUUACCGGGAUCUGCAUAUCACCCGAAACGGGAUCUCACCCGAAACGGAAUCUCACCCGAAACGGGAUCUCACCGUAACCGGUAUCCCGCCAGGAUCGGUAACCCACUGGAUCGGGAUCCCACCGGGAUCAGGAUCUCACUAGGAUCAAAAUCCUAUCGGGAUCGGAAUCUCACCGAAACGGGAUCCCACCGGAUUGGGAUCUCAUUUAGUUUGGGAUACCACCGGAAACGGAUCUCACCGGGAUCGGUAUCUUACCGGGAUCGGGAUCCCACCAUGACCAGGAUUCUAUCGGAAUCACAUCGGGUUCGGGAUCCCAUCAUGAUCCUUCCGGGUGCCAUCGGAAAACGGGAAAAACGAAAGGUUUACAUAAGUUAUUUUAAUUGUUUUUAAUAGGAGACAAAUUAAUUAUUAUUAUUUUUACUAUAGUGUUGUUGUUUUGUUGUUGACAUUUCCUUUAAUAGCAAUGUGAACUAAAAGGACGUAGCAGAUGUUUUUUUCUGAAUGCAGCCCCGGGCAACUCCGGUUAUAGUUGAUAGUAAAGUUAUAAAAUAAAUACAUCUUUUAUUUUAACAAGAUUCAUCCAAUUGGGCAACUUUUAUAAAGUAUCUUUAAAGACAGAAGAGUUAUCCUUGAUUUACCACAAUGGCUCCGUAAAACACGAAAGAUUCAUAAAAAUGUACUUUUUUUAUCUCGUAAAAUUUGUUAAAUUGUUGUUGUAUUCCAAUAAAAAGAUGGUAUAUAACUUUUAAAAUACUUUUUAUAAAGAAUUAACAUAAGUUUACACGGGAAAAUAAGAGAUUCAAACAGAAAUAAUAUACGCACCUGAACUGCACUUUUACCGUAUUAAUUUGUAGACUAGUAUCAGCGCCCAAGAGUGAAGACAGUGAAGAAGUGAUUUGACUUUGUAAUGAGUGUAGUAAGUACUUUUAAAGUAUUGGGAGUAAUAGUAAGAUAACACUACAGCCCAUGUAAAAGUAGGGCUUUGACUUUUGGGCUAAAAUUCAGUUAGCGGCAGGGCCUAUGAUGUCUUCCACGGGAUAUAGGGCAUGGAGGUUCUCCAGGUCAACUACCGCGCAUUGUUCUGUUUCUCAAAAUAUUUCAAAAUUUAGCUCUGUACUUCUUUGAUACGUUAAAAAAUUUUUUUCUGGGUUUAUGGUUCGAAAUUAUUAUUUUUUUAUUUUUAUAUUGCAAAUUGGGGGGAUCUUCCCUCCCCAGAAAAUUAUGCUGAAAUGUCCCAUGAAAUUGCAACAAUAAUUAGGCCUCUUUAAAUGAGUGGCAUAUGUAUGGGUAUUUCGCUUUCAACAAAUAAAAAAUAGCACUCUUAAACAUGCGCACAUCUUUUUUCUGGUGUUCAUCUUGGGGGUAUCAGGGAUGAUGAGUUUCUCUUUUUCUUUCUUUUGAAUCUUGUAAGUUGAAUUUUAAUUUUAAAAAACAUGGUAAAUUGAUGUUUUUGACACAAACAACACUCGGUGAAGAAUCGGAAAGUUAUCAUUCUCAUCUUUCAGGUCCAACGGUUGGUCCUGUUACCCUAAGUCUAGUGACGCCACUGCCCUUGGGUGGGACAACUCUUGGCAAAACACUUAACCGUUAAUUGCACAUUUACUGGGCUUUGGUUCCACUCAAACGUAACUGAUGAUUUUCUUUUCCAUGGUUGGAUUCCGAGUUGCUGUAGAUCUUUUUCUAGAUCAUCCAUCCAUCUAAGCCUAGGUCUGCCUUUGAGCCGUUUUCUUAUGGGGUUUAGGUGGUGCACCCUCUUCCCUCCUCUGUCAUUUGGGCAUUUUUCUAAGUGUCACACCCAAAAUAGCCUGCCCUUUUGUAUUUCUGUUACUAGCGUGGGAUCCUGAUAUAUAUAUAUAUAUAUAUAUAUAUAUAUAUAUAUAUAUAUAUAUAUAUAUAUAUAAUAUCAGUAUCCCACGCUUGAAACAGAACAUUGACAAUAUUUUUUUAUUUAUAUGUCUAGAGUGUGAUAUUUAUAUAUAUAUAUAUAUAUAUAUAUAUAUAUAUAUAUAUAUAUAUAUAUAUAUAUAUAUAAUAUCAGGAUCCCACGCUUGAAGCAGAACAUUGACAAUAAACUUCCUGGUUGGUUUGUAUUCUCCAUCAAUAUUCAUCCUUUGUUGGUCCAUAUAUUAUAUAUUUGCCGGAAAACUUUUCUCUCCCAUGUCUGUAAAAUCAUGCUGUACAAAAUUUACAAAUUUAAUGUUAUUUGUCAACAUGAAUGUAAAUUUUUAAUCUAAUAAUGCUAAUUCAAUGAAAUUUUCAAUACGAAAAACAUUUGAUAUCUAAGUUAUUAGAUAAAACUCUAUCUCUGUUGAAAUUAUUGUAUUGGUAAAUUUAAAUACAAAACUUAAAAACAUCCAAUGCAAUAUAGCUAUCCACAGCAACAGAUGUUGUCCUUGUCCAGCUGAAAGUAUAAAUACUUAAGCUUGUUUAUGACAGAUACAAAUCCUAUAGACAGAACAGCAACGUCUCAAUAAAUUGUGGACACUGUUUGUGAUUCUGUCUCCGGAGCUCUAGCAACACUUAAUCUUUAUCAAUUGAAAAAGAUCUUCUUCCAUUGUCAGUAUUAAAAUUGGGUUGUUUGUUGAUCUACUCCAGGCUGGCAAUGCAUGAUCUCAUGUGUGGAAUCUGUUGAUUAAAAAAAAAACAUGGAGAAAAAAGCUAAAGCUAAUGAAAAUGACACUGCCAUAAUCAUAUGUUUUUUUUAACAAAAAUCACCAUAAAGUAUACCUAAAGUAGACAAAAUAAAAAUGUACACCAUCUCCAAAUGCUUUAAACCUUCGGAGUACUUGUAAAAUUUAUUUAUCCAGGGUCCAGUUACAAGUUCUCCUCAGAGACCUAUCAUAAAUAAUGCGAAGUAUUAGUUAGACUUACUAGCAUAAGCUAGUAGGCCUAACUCUGAAAAAUGAGAAUGAAUAAAAAAUUAGAACUUCUUAUUAGGAAUUCAUAUCUUCUUCUUCUUCUAUAUCUUAAGGGCCCACGAUCAAUUUAUUGAUCAUUUUGGCUCCUAUGCAUGUAGAUGGGAUUUGCAAUGUUUCUGUUACUGGUGUUGAUGAGGAAAUCAUACACUAAGUUGAGGCAAUAGACACAAAUGUGUCUAGUGUUGUCGCCUCAACCGUUCCUUUUGAAAGAUUGUUCCAGUCCCUGAUUGUCUUGGGCAGGAAUGAGCAGCUCCUAUACUGGCUUCUUGUUAGUAUGAGCCUGAAUUGCCUGUCAUGACCUCGUCGCUGUCUAUGUGGGAGAGGGACGAGUUUCUGUUUAAUACUGGAACAGUGGACCAGCCCAUUAUUUAUCUUGUACAUCAUGGAGAGCCUGGAUUGUCGUCUUCGUUUCUCCAAUGAUGACCAGCCUAGUGUUUCUAGCAUGCUGCCAACACUAGAGGUAUUCCUGUAGCGGUUCAGGACAAAGCUUGCUGCUCGUCGCUGGACCGCCUUCAACCUGUCAAUGCUCUUCUGGGUAAAUGGGUCCAGACUGAAGAUGCAUAAUCUAAAAUCGGACGGAUAAAGGCCUUAUAUGCUCUUUCUUUCACACAGGAGUUGCCAAUCUUUAGAUUUCGCCUUAAGAAACCUAGGGUCUUGUUUGCUUGGUUACAUACAUUGUUAAUAUGCUCGUCCCAGCGGACCUCUCUUUGAAUGGUAACACCCAGGUACUUUACGGAGGAAACUUGCUCAAGUAUAUGGCCGUGCAGUUCGUAUUGGUAGUGUAGAGGAGUACAAUAGAGGAGUACAACUUCUAGAGAUUGAUAGUGUCUGGCACUUGGCAGGGGGAAAUUCCAUGUCCCGGCUCAUCUUCCACUCAGCUAACAGAUUGAGAUCCUGUUGUAGCUGGUCCUGGUCAGAUCUGUUGGUGAUCGUCCUAUACACUGCUGUGUCAUCUGCGAACAGUCUUGCCUGUGAUGUCAGUUUCUCUGGUAGGUCAUUUAUUAUUGCUAGGAACAAACAGGGGCCCAGGACUGAUCCCUGGGGGACCCCUGACUUCACAUCGACAAAGGAGGAGCUUGUACCGCCCACCACUAUUGCUUGGCGUCGGUGGCUGAGGAAGCUAGAGAUCCAUGUUUUAGUGGUGCCUUGAAUCCUAUAUCUCUGGAGUUUGUGUAGAAGCAAACUAUGAUUCACACGGUCAAAUGCUUUUGCGAAGUCCAUUACUAGCACGUCAGUCUGCUUGUGGUUCUCCAGAUUGGUCAUCAGGUCUUCUACAAAUUCGAGAAGCUGGGUCUCACAUGAUCUAUUGACUCGGAAGCCAUGUUGACAGUCAUUGAGUAUAUUUUGGCUUUCAAGGUGCUUCAUGACUGUGCUUACGAUUAUGUGCUCCAACAGUUUGCAGACGACGCUGGUGAGGGAUAUCGGACGAUAGUUGGCAGGGUCGGAAUGCUCCCCUUUCUUUUAAAUUGGAGUGACAUGCGCUGUUCUCCAGUCUGCUGGAACAUUUCCUGUGCAUAGUGACGAUUGGAAGAGUAUUGUCAGUGCAGGAGCGAUUUCUUUGGCUAAUUCUUUGAGCACUCGUUGUUUGAUGUUGUCAGGACCACAUGCUUUGUAAGGGUUAAUGGUAUUGAGGAGGGCAAACACACUUUGUUCUGAUAUAAAAAUUGCUUCAAUACUUUAAACAGGCCACACACUGCUCUUUAGUUUAUGUACAUUUAUAAUUGUUAAUAACUUAGGUGUGGAGACAUUCUUAAGAAAUGUUAUAUCACAGCACUCUUAUUUUUUUAGCAUUUAUUUAUUAUGAUCCAAAGUGACCAAAGCCUAUUCUUAUAUAUGAAUUAUAUUCGCCCCUAAGUAUUAUUAAAGCUGAACAUAUAUUUUUGCAUUGACACAAAUUGUUCGUGUCUAAUUAAUUAAUCUAUUUUAAAGCUUUAUCGCAGUCCAACACUUUUAUAAUUAGUCUAUUAUAGCCCAUAUGAUUUCAUACAUAGGCUAUAAUAUAAAUAAGUUAUUUUUAAUGAGAAUAAUUAUUUAUAUUCUGCAAAUUCAUGGCAACCAUCUGUCUACCCUAUUGGCCCUUCAUCAAAUGGCUUAUGAUGCAGAUCCUAGAAUAGCAUUCUCUGCUGCUCUUCUUGCAGGAGAACCUUGCCUCCUGGUUGAAUUAGGCCUUCUGUUUUUCUCUUUUUGUUGCAAGGGCUUUGUUUUGUGCCUCUGCUGUCUGUUCGCCAGCUAGAACAAUGUUCAGCUAUGAUCUCCCAUUUAUUAAUAUAUAUAUGUUGGCUUCACUCAUAUUCCUUUUGAAAACGUCCUUGAAUUGCAGCAGUGGUCAUCCAAUACUUGAAUUGGAGCAGUGGUCAUCCAAUAAGUCCCUUCUUCCAACUCUACUAACAUCACUUUCUGCAAAUAUGGCUAUAGUAACCAGUUUAUUAAUGAAGUGUGUCAUGCUGUGAGGGCCUCUAUAUUUAUCAUUAUGUUAUGCAAUAUUUGUUGCAUUGAAAGCUUGCUCAUUCAAUAUUCAAGUUGUUUCUUUGAGUCAUUUUAAUUCAUUGAUGGAAAUAAUUUUGCAACACGCUGAAUACAUUGUGCUACUAUAUAAAAUACUACUCCCUGCCCUCAGCUGAACUUAAGAAUGUAUCAAUUUGUAUGUCUACUUGAUUAUAUCAUAAGGAUUAAAUUAAAUUAUCAAAAUGUAUUUUCAUGAAUCAUUUUCUUUUUAACCAGCUUUCUUAUAAAACCUUUGGGACAAUGGAUGGGACUUAAAGAACGAAAGCGUAUUUAUUUGAAAGAUGCACCAGUUCUAGAAGCUGCAUUUAAAACAUAUAGGUCAAAAGUUCCACAGGAUCAAAUUAUGGUUUGUGUUUGUUUACCAAAUGCAUUUUUUUGUAAUACACUUAUUAACCUUGUUUAUAUAAUUCUUGUGCAAUGAGCUAAUUUUGGUGCCUUUAGUGACAAUAGCUGUAGUUUUUUAUAAUAAUGUGCACGUACCAAAAAGCCACAUUAAAACUAUGUAUCAAUAUAUUUACAAAAUAUAUUUUGCUUUAGUUGUGGGUUAUGGCUGUACCACUGUUUUGAUAAUUUAUAUUAAUUUAGAUUUCUCAUUGCUGAUUAACUAUUCAUUAUUAUCUUGAAUUCCAGAAACUUGUCAAGCAAACAGAAAUGACAGAAAGGCAGAUUCAGCGAUGGUUUUUUAAAAGAAGAAUUCUUCAAAUGCCUUCAUCAAUGUAUAAAUUUAGAGAAUGCAGGUACAGGUUCCUUUUAAAUUUAAGAAGUAAAAAAAUUCAAUUAAAGAGGAAAAAAAUUAAACUAAAGAAAAGAUAAUUCCAUCUGACCUUUUCUGGUAGAUGAACCUAAAUUUUGAAGCAAGCUCUGCAUAUACAAUUUAUAGAAGAGUAUACAUAUAUAAAUUAUCUUAUGUGUGUGUUAAAAAAAAAAUUAUAUCUUCUACAGCUGGCAUGUCCUUUUCUACACUACAUCUUUCAGUUAUGGUAUAUAUGCUCUUUGGGAUGUAAGUAGUAGUUUUUGUCAUUCUUAACCUAUGUCAUAUAAAUAUAUCUUUUUCUUAACCCUUUGAACCCAUGGCUCCUGGUACUAACAUACCCAUGCCCCUGUGGAAAAUUUCCACAAACAGACCUACAAGCAACCAAAAUUCCAUGAUUAUAAAUGAUAUAAUUUUUAUUUAUUUCAAUCUAAAUUUGUCUUUUAGUAGUCCAUUACUAUUAUAAAAUGUUUCUUGGGGAGAAAAUUGUCUUAGAAUCAGUGUAGAAUAGGAUAGUGAAAAGGUCACUUUCACUUCCCUAAUUUCAUAAAAACCAGUACUAGGAUUAGGGGUAGACCUUUCAUUGUUUCUUUAUUUCCCAAAACACAUAUUCUAACACUAAUUGAAGUCAAUCAGUUGUUACUAUCAUUGUCUAUUCGCUUCUUUACAAUCCUUUCAAAAAAACUACAAUAAUCCUGUGAAUCCUUUGCAUUAUUAUCAACCUGCUCUUGUUUGAUUCCUUUAGAGUAACCGGUUUUUUAUUUUUUGUCACCUCUAUGCAUAAAUAGAACUUUACUAAAACAUAUAAAAAACAAUGGCUCCUCAUAAGUAUGCCAUUAUUGUGACCUUUCACAAGACAUGUGGUAAUCCCUGAACUCUGUGUUAAGAACACAUUUUUAUAUAAGGACUGUUGAACUAGAGUAAGUUAGGGGAGACCAAAAUAUCUAUCAAGGGUUCAAGGGGUUAAUGUAUUUCUAUAUAUUUAUAAUGAACUAAUCAAGAUUAUUUAAAGUUUUCCCAUUUUUUUUGUAUUCAUACUCACUUGUAUAUAUAUUUAUGCAUAAUAUUAAAGAGAACAAAAAUAAAUAUUUUUUUCAGAAACCAUGGUUGUGGGUUACAGUAAACUGCUGGGUCGGUUGGCCUAAACAAGUAAGCAACUUAAUGCCAUAGUAACAGUCAAAAUGUUUACUUUGAAAUGGGUCUGAUUUUUUUUUUUUUUAGGCUGUAAAAAGCAAUGGUAUUUUUUACUGAAACUAAAUAAUUUGGUUAGAUUCUUUAAAAUUUAACAGAAAUUAAAGUUGUUAAUGAGUUUGUUUUUAAAAUAGAAAAAUUAAAAUGUAUAAUUUUUUUUUACUUCACCAAAUAAGUAAAAUGAGAUUGAAAUUAGUUUAUGUUUUUUAUAAUUUUUUUUAUUGAUAAUUAAUUAAAUCACCAUCAUAAUUGAAACCAAAUUUUAAGCUGAAUAAUAAUUUUUUUAUAAACUUGUUAUAUCUCGUUUUAGCACAUAGAUAAUGACAUUUUCAACCUGUAUUUGCUGGAGUUGAGUUUUUACUGGAGUUUACUUUUUGCCAUUUUCUUUCAAAGAGAUUACCAGAAAAAGGUAUGUGAACACUGCAAAAAUAUUAUGGCCAAUUUACUAUAUUUUAAAGAGAAAUAAAUUCCUCAUCCUCAAAUUUAUUUUUAAGAAACAUAAGUUUCUAUGUUAUGGCAUAACUUUAUUUAGUGUUUUUUUUUAACCGAUUAAAAUUCAUAAAAAUUGAUUCAUAUUGAGUCAUAUUUGAAAGGAAGGUUCUUUAGAUUUUAAGUAAUUCUAAUUACAUUAUAAAAUAAAUCAGCUGUUAAUAUAGAGAGAAAAAAUAAAUUUUACUAUGUUGGAUUUUAACUAUAGUAUUAAGAAAAAUUAUCUCCAUUAUUACGUUUUCAAACUUUUUAACAACUUGAUACUUCUAUAUUAAUUUUUUUUAGGAUAAGAAAGAGAUGGUGGUCCACCAUUUAGUGACGAUACUUCUUAUAUAUUUUUCAUGGGCUUGCAACUUUGUACGCGUUGGGAGUUUGGUUCUUAUAGUUCACGAUUUUGCUGAUCCUUGGCUCAAUGUAUGUUAUUUUUUUAGUUUCCAUUUCUUUGUCCUUUGUCAGUUACUUAGCAUUUUAUAAUCUUGAUGCUUUGUACUGAGAAGGAAAUAAAAGUUUAUAUUUAUAACCUGCUUUUUAUCUCUUCAAGAAAUAAUGUUACCUAAUUGUAUUUUUUUUUUAUAAAAAUUUUUUAAUGGGAAAAGAAUUUCAUUUUUAAUGAGCUUUAUAGUGUAAAUAAAACAUGUUAUGUCUGUUGUAAAUUUUCUGUAAUAUUGCAAUAUUUAUCAUUGUUUUAAAAUGUAUGUGAAUUUCCUUUAUUUUUCAACUUGAAUUUAAUAAAUAUGAAAUCUGCUAUAGAGUGAUAGUAAAUGUAGCUUUCCAGCUUCUUAUAAAACUGUUUUGUUAUAAAGAAAGAUUUCAUUACAAUUUUAUUAAGUCCCUACUAACACUUCUUCUAAAUUUUCCUCAGAUUGCAAAAAUGGCCAAGUAUACAAAACAUCAAACUACCUGCGAAAUAUUUUUUGCAAUGUUUAUAUUAACUUGGAUUAUAUCCAGAAUAUUCAUCUAUCCAUUGUGGUAAGUACAUGACUGCAGGCUCAGGUUAAAGCAAGUUAACAUAACCAUGAUUUUAAUGCUCUUACCCAAACAACUUAUGUAAGCCAGAGUUACAUAUCUUGAAAUGGAAUUAUCAACUUUAAUGAUGGCUUGUAUCCUUGUUUAUCUAAACAUCUUUUGUUUCAUGCAGUUGAUUUCUUUUCCAUUUACAGGGUUUUAAAUGCAUCAGCUGUUGAAAUCCAUGAUUAUGUGACUACCUUUCCAGCCUACUGGUUCUUUAAUGGACUUUUAUUUGUGCUUCAGUUAUUGCAUAUAAUGUGGACAUACCUUAUACUAAGCAUCGCUUUCCAGAAACUCACUCUUGGUUCAGUAAGUUUUGUUUGCUUUAGAUUUUAUUGUUCCUACAAACAAUGUUUAUUUUUCUUUUUGUUCUGCCUAUUCAGACCCUUCAUCAUAAAUCAAUUUCCAAUUUAAAAAAUUAAAUCUUUACAAAAAUAAUACAUUUAAAAGUAUAAUAAUGUUAUGUUUAAUAAGUCAUAACCUAAUAAUUAUGAAAAUGUUAGGGAACAACAGUUUAUAGUCUCAGACAUUCAACGCGGCUGAACAUCCUGUUUUUUUUUUUCCAAGUAUUCGCCUCUGCAAAUAUUAUCAAUGCUAAUAUUUGAAAAUCAAAUUUUUGAAUAGAUUCAAGAAACUUGUGCAUUUAAAUUUUAAGCCUUACAACUUCAAACAAGCCAAUUUCCACAAUGUCCGGGUGUAUCGUGACUCACAAAAACAUUUUAUGAAUUAUAUUAAGAAAUGUUUAAUUUAUCUAUUAAUCGCACUGGAUCUUAGAAAGAGUGCAUGCGCAAAAAUCUGUGAGAACUAUUACAAAUUUAAAAGAAAUCUGGACAUCUAUCAUUUCCAAUUGCCUAUAAAGUACAAACUAAGGUUUAACACAAAAUGUUGACAAUAAGCUCCGUGAGUUAUACUAGUAGGAAAUGUACUAUAGUACUCAAUUCUUACCCAGAUUCUGCAAAUAGUAGUCCAAAAUACUCAGAUGCAGUACCCCUUGGAAAAUGUUGAUCCCUAGAAAAUCUACAUUUUUUUUUUUUUUUUUACUUUAUGCUGGUUUUAUAUAAACAUUUAAUAUCUGUAACAAUGCAACCUAUUAACCCUAGCUAUUAGAAUUGCUUAUUCUUUAAUCAUAUAACUUAAUUAGUAGUUUUUAAUUACAUAAUGCCCCUUUCAGAUUGAAAAAGACAUCAGGAGUGAAUCUGACAGUGAGUUAAGCGACUCAAGCAGUGAAGGUGCCAAGAAAAAUAAUAUUCCCGAUAAGAAUAAUUCCUUUGUUACUAAUGGGGUUUCCCAAAGAUCUACACGAAGCAAAGAAAACCAUUAAAAAAGUUGUCCAUCAGAUAAGGAACUGAAAGUUUGGUGUAAAAAUAAAAAGUUGUUGAUUCUUCAUGCAUAAAAGAACAGCAAAAAGGUUUAAGAUGAGUAUUAAUACAUUUCCUAUGUCUUCUUAAACUGUCAUAAUAUUCAUGUGAAUGAAUGUCACGUCAUUCUUUACCCUUCAUGGAAAGUUUUCGCAAUGUUAAUGUAUCAUUUCACCACUGUCCAUGUUAAAACUUGAUUUUAAAAAUUUAACAUGUGGUCCCAACAUUAGGUCUCUGUGCCUUCAAUGAUAUGUAUAUUUACAAAAGAAGCAUUUGCAUUGUCCAACUUAAACGUGGUACAUUUUUAUUUUUUCACAUUAGAAUUGAAUCAAGAAAUAUGACUUUUAUAAUACAUAACUCACUGGUGAGAAAGAUUUUAAUCUUCUUUUGGUUAUUGAAAAAACUUUUUUAGUUGUUUUUUUCUUUUUUUUUUUUUUUGGUUUAAGUGAAAACAUUAAGUCUGAUUUCCUAAAACAAGCAUAUUUUAAGCAGGUCCUGGGAGUUUUUUUAAUUUUUUUUUUUUUUUUUUUUUUGUUAUUGAAAAAACUUUUUUAGUUGUUUUUUUCUUUUUUUUUUUUUUUGGUUUAAGUGAAGACAUUAAGUCAGAUCUCCUAACACAAGCAUAUUUUAAGCAGGUCCUGGGAGUUUUUUUAAUUUUUUAAAUUUUUAUCGUUCUCUUCAUUCUUGACAUGCAUAAUAGCGAAGCUGCAAAUAUGGCCCACUUUUUAUUUUAAUGAGUUUUUGCAAGAAAACACUCACUGUUUGUAUUUUACUAUUCAUUUGUACAUUAGGAUAUUUUUAUUAACCCAGGAAAUGAUCAUGUUUUGAGACCAUGCCUUAAUGUCUGCCCUAGUAAUGCAGGAACAUGUGUUGUAUCGCAUCUUUUGUAAAUCUGUAAAUCUCCCUGGGAACAUAAUUAUUAUUCUAUAUUUUUGUACAUACCCAUAAAAGUAUACACAUAUAUUUUUUCCCCUCUCUUCUCCAAGUUUACAAAUUAAAGAAGAAUGUUCAUUUAAGAAAAAUCAUUGUGCAUUAGAAGGGUAGUGGUUGGUGAGUCAAUGAAAAUAAAAAUCAUAAUUUGAUUAUUUUCAUCUUUUAAAAAAAAACAUAUAUUGAUAAACUUUUUUAAAGCUUUACCUUGAGAAGAAAAAACUGGGAUUCAUUGUUAUUGGUUUACUACUUGUUUGUUGUUGCUUAAACUGAACAAAUUCACCACUUCUGCUUUGAUUAACUAUUAUUAAUUAGAAUAUGUUACAUAAAACAGUAUGCCAGACCCCAAAAAGAUGUAUACAAAAUCUUGAAAAGUGAGACUAAAGUGUGUCCAUUCAAAUAUCAAUAUUUUUUUUUGUCACAGAUAAGCAAAUUGCUAUUUUUUAAAUUUAAAUAAACUUUGAAAUUUUGCCACAUUUUGUACAUUGGUUUGAAAAGAAACUAUGAAAUUUUUUUUAUUGAAUUCUUUACGUUUCCAU